AUGCUCCACGCGCAGCCAGGAGCCCAGGAGGCAGAGGCUCAGCAGCCGGAGAUCGAGCCGAACGAACACGAGAAAUUGAAGCAAAAACGGAUGGAAGACGUUGGGCUGGAGGCAGCUCCGCGCAAGCCAGCCAGGAUCAGACAGCUACCCCGGAAGCUUCACGACUUCCAAAUGAACGACCUCUCCGAGGAUGAGAAAACUACCGGAAAACCGAGGCCUCGGCGACCCAGAUCAAAACUCGUCGCCGGAGUGGCCGAGAUGGUUCCUGAAGCCGUAGAAAUCGGCGAACAGGCAGAGAAGGGCCAAGAAAUGGUAGAGCAACAGCCGGAGGACAAGGACCCGCAAAACCCUGAUGACCAUGCCGAAGUUCCCGUUGCUGAACACGACGCAGACAUUGAGGGCCAGCGCAAACCGCCAAAGAGGAGGAAGUACCCGCUGGAGCAGCGCAAAUUCAGACGGGCCAAGCCGGGGCCGAAGCCCAAGCCCAGGCCUCAAGUCGUUGUGGAGAUCCAGAAAUUUCAGAGAGCCGGAAAUGAACAAGUCUCCAUGGCGCCAGGUCAACCUGAAGAUGUUCAACAGCUCCAAGAAGGGAAGAGAUCGCACGCUGAAGAAGUGCCACUAGCGACUCGCGCUGAAAGCAAUGAACAGUUGCGGGGAGUUUUGGAGGCACCAACGCCUGGGGCUUUUCCUCAAAAGAAGGUAAUCCGGAAGAGGACACUGAAGCCGGCAAAUUACCCGAGGAAGAAGAAGCUCAAGCUCAGCGAGGUCGAGCCUCAGAUUCAGCAUGAAGCCGAUGAGACGGUGGCCGCUGAGCAAGCCCAACAAGUUCAAAUUCAAGGAGAUGGCCAGGGACUGACAACGAGGUCUGGAAAGAUCUGCAAAGUCCUUUCUCCGCUGUGCCGGAAGUAUGGACCUAGAAAGGGGCGGCGAAACCCGAAGCCAGGAUUUCAAGCCAAGCCGCUGCGUGCCAUAUUGCCUCGCAAAGCCAAGGAAGAAGUUGGGCUUGCUACUCCGACCACUUCUGAAAUGACCUCGACAAGGAUCAAACUCGGGAGAGGAAAAUAUCAACGCAAGAAGAAGCUGCUGACGGAGAUUGCGGGGAUCGAUAAAUUUCAGCCUGCCGGAGAAGCUGAACAAGUCCAAGCUGAAGGCGAAACCGUAGACCAACAUAUGCACAAACAACCCCCGUCCUCUGGCGAUAGAGGCGACAUCGAAGAGAUGGUCCGGGCGCACGUCGCCAAGCUGGUCGAUGCGGCGGGGGCGAGACCCAACGAUCCCAGCCAAAUCGAUAUGGAUGCAUUACUCGAUGAAUGCGUUCGUCAUUGCCGAGCACGAUUGCAGAAGAUGAUGCGCGAAGAUCAGCCUCGUGAUCUCGUCGAGGUUCCGGAAACCGCAGCAGCUCAUCCAGCUACGGACGAUGUUGAGCUAGCAGACGAGGAAGCUGAUCCUAACAUUGAUCAACACCCGGUUGUCGAUGCCACGGAGGAACUUGAGGAACCCGAACUGGCAAAGCUAUCCCAAAGCCAAGCUUCUCAACCGGAGCCGGAAAAUGAAGAACAGUCUGACGCCGAUGAGCUUGCAGUUGUAAAAGCCUGCUUGGACGUCAUAAAUCAAAUUUGUGGCGUGAAUACGGACGGUGCCGACGGGACCAAGAUGGAUUUUGAUGGCCUUGUUCUGGUUGAGGUUCCGCGAUGCCAGGCCGGUCAAGAAGGACAGCCGAUGGCUACGGACCCGAACAUGAAUGCCGAAGAAAACGAGAAUGAAAGCCACAACUUCGCCGAGGUUGCGAAAAUCGACGAAGUCCUCGAAGCGGACAAAGCAAGCUGCGAUGUGAAUGGAAAUGAUGGCAUCGUUGAACAAGAAGAAACCGCACAUGUGCCCGUUUUGAAUGCUGAAGAUGCUGAUCCUCCUGUGCAGCAUCUGUCGGCAUUUCCACUUGGCUACGACCACGAUUAUUGUCGACGGCAGGACGAACCAGUGGCAGCCCCCGAGAGCCAGGAAACCCAGCUGCUAUCGAAAAAUGCAGAACAGCUUGACGGCGAUGAUCAACCAGCUGAUGAUGACUGCGUUGAUAUGAGGGAUCUCGUUGAAGUCGUGACGGCUGCCACUGUCGACGACGAGAAAACUGCUGCUCGAAAUGAACAUGCUCGGCUCGAGGAGCCCCUUUCCAAGGCGGGCCAAGAAGUACAGGAGCCCUCCAUGGACCUCAACAUGAAUACUGAAGAAAAUGAGACUGAAAGAAACGAUGUCAACGCGUUCGCAAAAAUUGACGAAGCUUUCGAAGCAGACAAAGCGAGCUGCGAUAUGAAUGGAAAUGGCACCUUUGAGCAAGUAGAAAUCGAUAAUGCGCCCGUUUCGAAUUCACCUCUCUCCGACUUUUGUGAAGUUGCCGAUGUUGCUGGCCCUCACGUGCGUAUUCUGUCGGAAGAGCCUGAAUUCGAGAUGGUCGACGAGGUACAGGCCGACGAGGAGGUCCAGACGGACGAUUCAACCCAUUCGAUGAACACGGAAAUACCGAUCGUUGCCGCCAUCGAGAACGAGGAUCGACAAGUACUGCUCCAGCAGCUGCAACAACAACCACAGCGACAAGUUCACCCUCUGCCCCCAUUUUGGGACGCACCAUGGCUUUACCUGAACCCCGAGCAGCUGCUAGCCCUGAAUGUAGCGCUGCUGAACAACAUGCCUGCCGAUCAGCGGGACACACUCCUCAACUGGUAUGGAGCGGCAGGGUACCUG
Molecule: messenger RNA, 2736 nt
Organism: Mesorhabditis spiculigera
Lineage: Eukaryota; Metazoa; Nematoda; Chromadorea; Rhabditida; Rhabditidae
Source: the annotation of a GenBank genome assembly